AUGGAGCACACUCUGACUUGCAACAAUCUGAAAUGCAGGACUGAACUGGCGGAGAAGGCCUUGGUCACCACGUGCAGCCAUAUAUUCUGUCUCGAGUGUGCACAGCAGCUCGGCAUCACCGCUCAAAGCUCGAAUCGACGUAUUACCUGUCCAGCUUGCAGAGAAGUGUUAUCGAAUCCCGAUGAUGCUGUCAUCACCAAGCUCAACCCAAGUGAAGACUACAAAACGAGCGUCCUCAGCGGUCUAAGCCCCGAUGUCAUCAUGGAAUGCGCAGGACGUGCCCUCAGCUUUUGGACCUACCAAACGAACCAGGAAAUCUGUUACCAGCGCCAUCUAUACAAGACAUUGACCGACAAGUAUUCGGUGCUCAAUCUUCAACUCGACAAGACCGUUAACGAUGCCAAUGCGGAACUCGAGAGCCUACACCAGAAACACGAGACACUGACAGCCGAGUGCGAGGGCAUGCGGCGAAGAAACGAGGGACUUGUACAGCAGUACAGAGACAAGACCCGGCAAGUGCUACAGCUGCAGGAGGCGUAUGACAAGGUCAAGCGGAAAGUCGAAGUCGGCGAGAUCGAAAAGGCAGCUUUCAAUGCCGUGGACUCUUCGAUUCUACACGCCGCUCAGCAAGCUACGCAGACGUAUGAUGCACAUAAUUAUGCCCGCCCUCAGCAGCAGCCCGGGCAAGCUCCUGAUCAUGCGAGCACGAUGAAUUCUCGGCAAUCCCGUGCCCCCAACCUCGGACUAGGUUUUGGGAACCGUACAUGGGCUACACAGCGUGUGUCACCCCGGAUAGGUACGACUUGA
Messenger RNA from Emericellopsis atlantica, 807 nucleotides. RefSeq lists its product as uncharacterized. Gene Ontology annotation, biological process: reciprocal meiotic recombination. The transcript has 3 exons. Bases 1 to 807 code for a protein of 268 amino acids. NCBI's taxonomy places the organism in Eukaryota, Fungi, Ascomycota, Sordariomycetes, Hypocreales, Bionectriaceae. Gene Ontology annotation, cellular component: synaptonemal complex. Gene Ontology annotation, molecular function: ubiquitin protein ligase activity. The record is from RefSeq and is a predicted model, not a curated record.